AGGUUACCUGACCAUAAAUCAAGAUCAACAUCUACAGUACCCCAUAGGCCUGUGUGCCACGACAGAAUUUAUUUGUAAGAAGAAAAAAGCAGGAUAAUCAACAGUAUGCGAUACAUUAAAUGGUCGGACGAAUUCAUGUUCCGCGCAUAACAAUACUGCUUUUAUUCAUUACUAUUUUCUCAGGAGCAAAGUCCUACGAAGAAGAAGAAGAAGUGCCACGUGGAAUCUACCACUUUAGUGACACCGACCGAGACAUCGAAUCGAGCUUUAAAAUUCCAGAUUUUGAGGCACUGGAUCCAAUCAGAUUAGCCUCCGACCUAAUGUCAUCCGCAAUGAAAGUUGACACAAAACGAAAGACACUGGCGGGAAUUCAAAUGCCAUUUUCACUAACGGGAAGGCCUAUGAACUUACAGAUUGAUGGAGAAUCUCAUGAUGCCGUUAGUUUAGUAGAUGAUCCUAAGAAGAGGAACAAUGAGAAGAGCAUGGAAGUUAGGAGGUCCGACAUGACUCCAGACUCGCGGCGAGCAUUUUUACGGGCUCGUCAGGUAUGCCUCGAGCAGUCUGCAGAUUCUUGUGACGAGGCAUUAGACACAUUCCAUCGCGUACGGUACGGGAAAUCAUUGCUCGGUGGGGAGGAGGACGGAGAGAGUGAGCAAUAUCGGAGCAUUAUCGAACGAAGGCUCAAGGAGGUGACUAAGACGUCACAUUCCACAUCAUCACCACCAGGAACUUCUGAUCCAUAUACGGAUUCCGGAUCCCAUGAAGAAUCGGAUGAAAUAGAGGAGAAUCUGGAGCCGCUUUCCAGAAAACCCACGUCAUCAGGCCGCUUCUCCCAUAUCACAUUACCAAAAUAUCAUGACAAAGCACACAGUUUUCUUAGAGAUAUCAACUAGUCGCUAAUUUAUUAUUUUUUUUUUGAAAAAAAAAAUUGAGAAUUGUAAAAUAAAUAAUACUGUAAAUUGA
Molecule: messenger RNA, 963 nt
Organism: Caenorhabditis elegans
Lineage: Eukaryota; Metazoa; Nematoda; Chromadorea; Rhabditida; Rhabditidae
Gene: W03F11.5
Exons: 5
Coding region: 120-893 (257 amino acids)
Source: RefSeq, marked reviewed